GAUGAGGAGAACACCCACACCCCAGAAUCUGAAUGCGGCUUUGGCGCAUUAUAAAAACCGCUUGUGAUGCACCGGCAAGCCUCGGUCGUGAGGUAGCUCAGGGUUGCAGUAGUACAUCAGUCUUUUUUCUUUCCAUAACAAAGAAGACCAUCAUCCAUCUUUUGUUUUUUCUCCCCAAUUUCAGUUCAUUUCUGGCCAGUUGCAUGCAUUGUUCGUCUCCCAAAAUGGUUUGCGAGACUAAAAUCGUUGCAGACGAACACGAGGCCAUAGCUGGGACCAAAAAAGAUUCAAUUAUAGUUUCCUCCGCGCAAAUGUGGACGUCUUCUUCGCCUUCUCCCAGUGCGCUCGAGAGUAAGGUGGAAAAACGGGACCAGGUUUUUAUUCGCGAGUUUGAACGUUCAGACCUAAAGGAGGUGCGCCGGAUCUUCACCGAGGGAAUCAUGGAGCGUAUACCCAAUACGGCAUUUCGGGGGCUAAAACAGCGAACUAGAACCCAGUUUAUCUAUGCUUUUCUCACAGUAAUGUGCUAUGUUAUGACCAAAUCCUUCACACUGACCUUCUGCACACCGUUUAUUCUAAUGGGUGCACGUUAUUACUACAGCAGAAAAAUCAUUUUCAACUACCUGGACUGUGCUCUGCACACUGAUAUGGCUGACAUUGAGGCAUAUUACAUGAAACCCACAGGCUCUUGUUUCUGGGUGGCAGUUCUGCAAGGCCAGGUUGUGGGCAUCGUGGCAGCGCAAGGCCGAGAAGACGACAACACCGUGGAACUCCGUCGCAUGUCAGUGGAUUCUCACUUCCGUGGAAAAGGCAUCGCCAAGGCUCUGGGUCGACGUGUUCUAGAAUUUGCCAUGUUAAACAACUACUCGGCCGUGGUUCUGGGAACAACUGCAGUCAAGAUGGCCGCGCACAAGCUGUACGAGUCUUUGGGUUUCCGGCGAGUGGGAGACACUGAGGACUACACGCUGCCUGGGAUGACCCGUUCGCCGCUGGAGAGGCUCUUCUUCCAGAUUCGCUACAGCCGGUACCGAUUGCAGCUUCAUGAAGAGUGAGAGACAGACAGUUAACAUGAGCGCAGAAGAUAGAAUAUAAACGACGAUGCCGGCAAUGACCCUGAACCACCCACUGACCCGGUCCUCUUCUUCUACCUAUUUAUUUAUGUUUUGGGCUUUUUUUUUUAAAAGUCAUAUCUGUUCCUACAACCUUUAUUUUUAUUGAUUUUAAUUUUUAUACUUAUUUUCAUGCUCAUUGUUUUUGAGGGGGUUUCAUUCCUUUGACCACACUGGAUGGUUCUGCUCUUACACUUUCUUUUCAUGGUCAUCUUGCCCUGAAACGCCAUGAACAAAUCUUAAUUGGAUAUAAACGUAAAUUUGUUUGCAGUGACAGAUUCUCCCUUGAAACACACGAAUCAAGGCAGCUGCCUCUGACCUUUUCCCAAACCAUUCUAUAGGCCGAUCCACAUAACUCAGACCACUAUAAACAAAGUUCAUGAUCCAGUGGACAUCGGAACUGGAGGGAAGGAGGUAGUAAGGUUUGAUCCACCUUUUCAGAUGCCAUCUUCCUCAUGAGGAAGUACGUUUGAAACUUGCAACAGCAGCAGUCUGGUGGAGUCAAACAGUCCAACUAAUUGUAAUUCUUAGUCCAAAGGACAGACUUUUUAACUGUGUCUAACCAAUGAACAAAAAGAUCUAGAAAUGUGGAAUAUUAUGAACCCAUUGAUUUAUAUCCCUAAGCACCCCCCGUUUAAUAGUUUACGAUAACAACUUGGCAAUAUAAUCUUUAUUUGUUUUGUUAAGCAUGUUCCUAGUGCUGAGCCAAAUUAUCAACAUUAGGAAAGGUCAGAAAUUACUAGAAAAACAUGAAUGUUCAUCAUGUUAAAGAGAAUGAUAAAGAAAAAGUUGUUUCUUUACACUUUUAUGUGGCUGACAUAAAAGUAACAGUCAGUGAAACUCGCGUUUACAGAUAUAACUGCUACAAAAAGUCACUUUUCUGAAAUCUAGAAAAAAAUUCACUUGAAAUUUGAUCCUAAAAGUACACACAUUUCAUAUACUGUGAUAAUCUGUAGCACACAGCUGUCAUUUAUCCGAUUUUAGCACAUAUCUAUUUGUGUACCUAUUUGAUGAAGCUUUAAUAAUGACUUGAUUAAACUUUUGUACACUUUGUGGGUAAUUUCACAAUUCGGGUUUAGGGAAAAAUACUUACUACAAAAAUGGCUGAAUUGUGGUUAUGCUUCCCAGUCUGAUAUUGCUCCUCGUAUGCAAUAUCUAAAAUACAAACAAAGCAAAAUCAAAUGCAAUCAGACUCCAAGUGUAUUCAAAUUCAACUUGGGUGGCAUAAAAACAGCAAGAUAACUGAUAAAACCUAAAUUAAACUGAGCACAAAUCUGAAAUUGGAUAAAUAUUACAAAAAAGGGACUGUAUAAGUAAACAAUAUAUACGGCUUUAUAUUCUGCAACUAUUCAAUAUGUAUAUGUGAAAUGUUUGAAUACAUAUAUAUGACAUACCCAUAAUCUCUCUCUGUCUCUAUCCUCCUAUCACAGUACCAGCACAGGGAGAGAUACAAACCACAAUGAGCCUCAUCUGUGACACAAUGUUGUAUAAAGUUAAGAAACUAAAUGUGAUUUAAAAUACAUAGAAGUAACAUGUAGUGCAAAAAAAAAAAAAAAAGAAAAAAAGAACAAAAAAAAACAUUGUCAGUUUUCCUCGACUUUAACCCCACCCCCAUUCGAAUAUCUGACUGCAACCCUGGGCCAGACCUCUCCCUCCCUUACGUCCCCAACCUCUCAACCCCACCCCCAUCUCUGCAUGAGCCACAGAGUCUUGUUGCGCUGCCCUUUUCCCAUUCUAGCUUGUACUCUCCCCAUACUUCCCUCCCUCUGUGAUGUCACAGUAGCAGUGCGGAGAGUUGUGGGCAUGGCUUAGAAUGUGAGAUGGGCGGGGCCAACCAAACAAUAGGACUACCCACCAGCUUGCUGCUUCAAUGACAUCACAGCUGCCAAUAGUAGAAUGCAAAAGCAAUGCAAGUUUGUGGCAUGCCUCUGUACCUGGUUUGUGCGUACGGUGCCUGCCCUGGAAAAGAAGUAUAUUUAAAACUAUGUAAAACAAGCUUCUUUUUUAACUGGACAUAUAACAAAUAUGUGUGUUUCAUUGUUCAAAGAAAUUGUUGUUGCAUGAAACGUCUUUGAAAGAAAAAUCAGCAAGAAAACACCAUCUUACACAUGGCAAGUCUUAAAAGUUGGAGCUGUUUCUUUUGCUAUUUCUAUGUAAUUUCAGUUCAUUUUAAAAUUCUUACUGUCAUCUUUUAGGAUAUUGUGAAAUGUACCUUUCCUCGUAAGAAGGCCUUGAAAAUUAUUCAUCUGAAUGCGCCGUUUUGACUACACUUCAGUUAUGUGAUGCUUCUCACUUGACUUGUGAGGACGUCUUUAUUUUAGCCAUGUGGGUUGAAACAAAAAGGCACCAAGAAAGCAAUUCACUAGACACAGCUUUGCCAGUUGUGUGUGCCAGUCAAAUUAGACAUAGCAUUCACCUGUCUCCCUUAAAAUUGACUCAUUAAGUGGCCAGUUAAGCUGGGUUUGAAUGCACUUAACAUCCUUAAGAAGAAAGGUUGGGCUGAUUAAAUCCAUGAUGGGAUAUUUAAACUAUCAACGUGAAAGGCAGUGUAAAUCUAAAGCAAACAGGCUACAGAUCACUUACCUGAGAUCUUGUGAAACAUUUGCGCUAAACUGUGAAAGGCCAAAACAAUCCACAAAUAAUCACAUAAAUGGGAUACAGUAUGAAAAUACAUAAGGAGCAUGAAGUUGUAUUCAAUCCAACAUUUAGGAAUCAGUAUCAGAUCAACUGGAAAAAUCACACAAAUGUCUUAAUGGGAUUUACCAUAGUGCUGUCACAUGUGAAUGUACGCGGCAAUCAGCAAUGUAUUGCGUAUAUU
Cyprinus carpio (common carp) is the source of this 3927-nucleotide messenger RNA. Its product is annotated as N-acetylaspartate synthetase-like. Lineage: Eukaryota; Metazoa; Chordata; Actinopteri; Cypriniformes; Cyprinidae. Gene Ontology annotation, molecular function: L-aspartate N-acetyltransferase activity. The record is from RefSeq and is a predicted model, not a curated record. Gene Ontology annotation, cellular component: mitochondrial membrane.